Molecule: messenger RNA, 1554 nt
Organism: Lagopus leucura (white-tailed ptarmigan)
Lineage: Eukaryota; Metazoa; Chordata; Aves; Galliformes; Phasianidae
Gene: FSCN2
Product: fascin actin-bundling protein 2, retinal
Exons: 4
Coding region: 1-1554 (517 amino acids)
Biological process (GO): establishment or maintenance of cell polarity; actin filament bundle assembly; cell migration
Cellular component (GO): cytoplasm; actin cytoskeleton
Molecular function (GO): actin filament binding; protein-macromolecule adaptor activity
Source: RefSeq, a predicted model, not a curated record
AUGCCAACAAAUGGGAUCCACCAGGUCCUGAAGAUCCAAUUCGGGCUGAUCAACUGCGAGAGCCGCUACCUGACGGCGGAGAGCUUCGGCUACAAGGUGAACGCCUCGGCACCCAGCCUGAAGCGCAAGCAGAUAUGGACGCUGGAGCAGGACGAGGCCGACAGCUCCGUUGUCUUCCUCAAGAGCCACCUGGGCCGCUACCUGGGGGCCGACAAGGACGGGCAGGUGCGCUGCGAGGCCGAGCAGCCGGGCCGCGAUGAGCGCUUCAGCAUCAUCACGCAGUCGGACGGGCGCUGGGCGCUGCAGUCGGCGCCGCACCGGCGUUUCUUCGGCGGCCGCGAGGACCGGCUGUCCUGCUUCGCUCCCAGCGUCACUGAGGGCGAGCUGUGGACCGUGCACCUGGCCAUGCACCCGCAGGCCAACCUGCUGAGCGUCAGCCGCCGCCGCUACGCGCACCUGAGCGCCCACGAGGACGAGAUCGCCACCGACAGCAACCUGCCCUGGGGGGUGGACGCGCUCAUCACGCUCUGCUUCCAGGACAAGAAGUACAGCCUGCGCACGGCCGACGAGCGCUACCUGCGCUGCGAUGGGAUCCUGGUGCCCGAGCCCGGCGCCCGCACCGGCUACACGCUGGAGUUCAAGGCGGGUAAGCUGGCCUUCAAGGACUGCGAUGGGAAGUACCUGGCGCCCACCGGGCCCACCGGAACGCUCAAAUCCGGGCGCAGCUCCAAGCCAGGCAAGGACGAACUCUUCGAUCUGGAGGAAAGUCACCCCCAGGUGGUUUUCACGGCGGCCAACGGCAGAUUCGUCUCCAUCCGGCAGGGCAUCAACGUGUCGGCCAACCAGGAUGAGGAGCUGAACCACGAGACCUUCCAGCUGCAGAUCGACCGUGACACCAAGAAGUGCAGCCUGCACACCAAUGCUGGCAGCUACUGGACCCUGGUGGCCCACGGGGGCAUCCAGGCCGUGGCUACUGAAGUUGCUGCCAACACCAUGUUUGACAUCGAGUGGCGCGGGCGGCGUGUGGCCCUGCGUGCCAGCAAUGGCCGCUACGUGUGCACCAAGAGGAACGGGCAGCUGGCGGCCGUCAGCGAUGCCGUGGGUGAGUGCAGAACUGGGGCUGCAGGUGGGGGUUGGGGGAUGGGGACGUCAGCCCCGCUCAGCCCCUUUCCCGUCGCAGGGGAGGACGAGGAGUUCACCCUGAAGCUGAUCAACCGGCCCAUGCUGGUGCUGCGGGGCGAGCACGGCUUCGUCUGCUACCACCGCGGCUCCAAUCUGCUCGACUCCAACCGCUCCGUCUACGACGUCUUCCACGUGGGCUUCAGCGACGGCGCCUACCAGAUCAGAGGUCAGGGGGGAAAGUUCUGGUACGUGGCGAGCAGCGGAGCGGUCUGCAGCGACGGGGACCUGUCCGAGGAUUUCUUCUUCGAGUUUCGGGAGCGCGGGCGCGUCGCCAUCAAAGGGAAGAACGGGCGGUACCUGCGUGGGGACCCGGCCGGCACCCUGCGGGCCGACAGCGAGUCGGUGCUGCGGGCCACGCUCUGGGAGUACUGA